Molecule: messenger RNA, 623 nt
Organism: Hyphopichia burtonii NRRL Y-1933
Lineage: Eukaryota; Fungi; Ascomycota; Pichiomycetes; Serinales; Debaryomycetaceae
Exons: 1
Coding region: 15-617 (200 amino acids)
Biological process (GO): mitochondrial respiratory chain complex I assembly
Cellular component (GO): mitochondrial inner membrane
Source: RefSeq, a predicted model, not a curated record
AUUAGCAUUUGACCAUGUUUAGAGGCAUCAGAGCACCACAGACCAGACUAAUUAGAACCAUUCAUAGUAGUUCUAUCAGGCCUAAUCUAUUUGGAGGUAAAAAAGUUACUCAGAAUGAUUUGGGCGCACCAUCAGGAAAGGGAGAAGGGACCACCAAUCCGGUUGAUAUAUUGAAGAAGAAUGAUAUUUUGAUGUAUUCUAAUAAGCCGAUAAAUUAUAUUGAAUCGGUCAAAGAGAAUGGGUUCCAUUUGGCAAAUAACAUAAUGAUACAAUCCCCCGAUAAAGAAGGGAAUAUAAUUGGGGCAUUAUUGAUUGAGACCGAAAACAUUGAGGUUAAUUUAUCCAAUGAAGGAUUUAAGAUUAUUAAUGGAUUCAUGAUUGAAUUUAAAGAAGAAGUACUUGGAAUAUUUGAGAAAAUCCAUCCCAAGCCUGAAAUAGUGGUUAUGGGGUUAGGUGGAAGAUCAAGAAUGUUAUCCGAGAAGAAUCGAGUUUACUUUGCCAAAUUAGGGAUUCAGUUGGAGAUUGGAGACUCUAAUAAUGCAGCACAAAUAUUUGACUUACUAGCUACUGAAAGACCAAAUGUAAUUCUGGCAUUUUUGUUGCCUCCCAAUGUGUAAAUAGGU